Daucus carota subsp. sativus is the source of this 1480-nucleotide messenger RNA. Its product is annotated as succinate--CoA ligase [ADP-forming] subunit alpha-2, mitochondrial. Gene Ontology annotation, biological process: tricarboxylic acid cycle. Gene Ontology annotation, cellular component: succinate-CoA ligase complex (ADP-forming); mitochondrion. Lineage: Eukaryota; Viridiplantae; Streptophyta; Magnoliopsida; Apiales; Apiaceae. The transcript has 7 exons. The record is from RefSeq and is a predicted model, not a curated record. Bases 163 to 1155 code for a protein of 330 amino acids. Gene Ontology annotation, molecular function: succinate-CoA ligase (GDP-forming) activity; succinate-CoA ligase (ADP-forming) activity.
GCAAACGGGAAGCCUUGAGCAGCGAAGUCAAGCCAACACUAUAGAAAAAUAAACAGAAAAGUCGAAGAGCACUGAAUAAUAGUAGUACUUUUCAGACAGUCUGCCCAGCCCCAUCGAUCACCACCACCACCUUCAACUCAAAAACCCUAAAAACAAUUUAAAAUGGCUCGCCAAGCUUCUAGAUUCAUCGCCAAUCUCUCCUCCAAACUCUCCUCCGAUUCGCACUUGCUCUCUCGCCGUUGUUUCGGCACGGCGCCGCCGCCACCGGCGGUGUUUAUCGACAAGAACACGCGCGUUAUCUGCCAGGGUAUCACCGGAAAAAACGGCACUUUUCACACCGAGCAAGCCAUCGAGUAUGGCACCAAAAUGGUGGGUGGAGUUACUCCUAAGAAGGGAGGGACGGAGCAUUUAGGCCUACCUGUUUUCAACACAGUUGCAGAAGCAAAAGCGGAAACCAAGGCUAAUGCAUCAGUUAUUUACGUGCCUCCAGCUUUUGCUAGAAAAGCUAUUAUGGAAGCACUAGAGGCUGAGUUAGACUUGAUUGUGUGCAUCACUGAAGGAAUUCCUCAGCAGGAUAUGGUUCAAGUGAAGGCCGCUCUCCUACAGCAAUCGAAAACCCGAUUAAUUGGCCCCAACUGCCCUGGUAUCAUCAAGCCAGGAGAAUGCAAAAUUGGCAUUAUGCCUGGAUAUAUUCACAAAGCAGGGAGGAUAGGAAUCGUUUCCCGGUCUGGCACACUGACUUAUGAAGCGGUUUACCAAACAACCGCUGUUGGUCUAGGACAGUCAACUUGUGUAGGUAUUGGAGGAGAUCCUUUCAAUGGGACAAAUUUUGUUGAUUGCGUGACGAAGUUUAUUGCUGAUCCGCAGACAGAAGGUAUUGUUCUUAUCGGUGAGAUAGGUGGUACAGCAGAGGAGGAUGCUGCUGCCCUUAUAAAGGAAAGCGGGACUGAAAAGCCUAUUGUUGCCUUCAUUGCUGGUCUCACUGCUCCGCCUGGGCGGCGAAUGGGUCAUGCUGGAGCAAUUGUAUCAGGAGGAAAGGGUACAGCACAAGACAAAAUUAAGACACUAAGAGAAGCUGGUGUAACUGUGGUCGAGUCUCCUGCAAAGAUUGGAACUGCAAUGCUCGAGGUCUUCAAACAAAGGGGUUUGGUGUAAAUCAUCUCGCCACUACCCAUUUUUUAUAUCUCAUUCAUUCUGAACACAAGAGAAGUACUUGUGGGGUGGGCUAGAAAUACAAUCUCAGAAUAUAAUAACAAGCUAAAUACUACAGCAUUCUUGUUGCAAUAUUUCCGGUUUAAGAUUAUAUUAUAAUGCCAGUUCAGGCAUUGCGGUUGGUAUUCCCUUAAUUUGCUGAGGUCCGGACAUGUUCUUAGCUUGUACACGCUAGGAUUUUUGAAACGAUUGUUACCAAGUCCACUCACUGGAUUCUGCCAUGUAUUUUCUUAAUAGCAAAAGGAGUGUACAAAUCUGUUUUUUCUAA